Molecule: messenger RNA, 1389 nt
Organism: Dothidotthia symphoricarpi CBS 119687
Lineage: Eukaryota; Fungi; Ascomycota; Dothideomycetes; Pleosporales; Dothidotthiaceae
Exons: 3
Coding region: 1-1389 (462 amino acids)
Source: RefSeq, a predicted model, not a curated record
AUGAAGUUCUCCACCCUCAUCGUUCUUUCAGGCUCUUCGUUCGCCAUCGCAACGGUAUUGGAGGCCAGGCAGCGGCCAUGUGCCGAAGACAACUGCUGGAGUGCUAUCUGGGGCACCUGGCCGGUCCCGGAUCAGACUCUUACUGCCUUCUCCGACUGUCAAAAGUACAUGACAACGUCUGUUGUAGUUUAUCCGCUUACUACUGUUUUCGUGCUUGAAACAAGCACGUUGACGGCAAUGCCUAGUUGUACUGCUACUCCAGGAACCUCUGCUAGUCCUGGCAGUUCUUUGAGCUUGAGCAGUCUUCCCACCUAUGUCACUUCGACAGAGCCUGCAAUCUCAAUCUCAUUCUCACCUGGAGAAACGCCUUCAGCAAUGCCCAAAAAUGCGAUCAUCGAGGCACGUCAAGCCGUAACCUCACGACCCUCCUCUACAGUCACAAUCUACGGUCCCAUGCCCGCUUAUGCUACUCCAGUAUGUGAAGGUGCAAGGUACGCCAGUGCCUGCGGUUGUAAGCAGAUUGUCGAAACUGUCAUCACCCUGAUCAGCACUACGAUGACUACUUCCUCCACACUCACGUUGACCGACACAACAAUCGAGUCAUGCAGCACAAUUUUCACUAUCACCAUGACACACGAUUCUUCCACAUCUAUGGCUACUCUCACGAUGACUUCUAACCCAGACGAUACCUCUACUGGCACCGGAACUGGCACCGGAAGCAUCACACCCACAUUCUCAAGUUCUCUUCCCACAGACCCUCCUUUUACCAACUCAACAACUACUGCGCUCCCCUCUCUCAAUACAACGACGGCUUUACCUCCGUUCACAAACACUACAGUCAGUUCGCCGACAUUUACGAAUACCACAAUUGCCACCCCAACUUCCAGUCCACCAAUCUGCAAUGGCCCCGGUGUUGCCUUCUGCGGCGGCAUAGGAUGCGUGGACACCAAGACCGACACUGAUAACUGCGGCCGUUGCGACAACAAAUGCGCACCUGGCAUGUACUGCGUCAACGGCGUUUGUGCACGAGAACCGUGCGACUCGGACUGCAGCUGGGACAGGUACUGCUCGCCCGGCAAUGGUACUCUCGCCUGCAUCUGCGCCUCCGAGGAGCAGGGUUCUGGUAUUUGCUUCGACAAGGCCCGCUAUCAGUGCUCGGAUCCUAGUCUUCAGAAGUGUAGAACGACCUUUGGAAGAGUUGGGGGCUGCCCGGUUGGCUCAGUUUGCGUUAAGAGCAUUUGCAAUUGUUCGGAUGGUCCUCAAGAUGAUAACGUGGGUAUCUGUGUUAGUUCUGCGGGCUGCGGAGAAACGGGUGCGCAGGUUCUGGGACCACUGGUUAGAAUUGGGCAGAUGGAGAAGCGGCGUCGGUCGUUCAGUCUUGAGAUGUGA